AUGCUGAAAGAGUUGCAGAUCUCCCUUGUUAUUAUUCUGAUGUUUGUUUGCGGUUUCCUCUAUGAAAUUAUCUUGAAACCCAAAUGCUUCUUCCCCUGCAUCCCCACCUUCAAGAAUCUCGUGAAACUGGAGGACGUCGUGACCCACGGCAGGGGCAUCUUCUUUCUGGAGACCUCUGAUCGCCUGGAGCCUCCUCCCUUAGUUUCUUGCGCUGUUGAAUCUGCUUCCAGGAUCUACCGUGACAGGCCUGUGGUUUUCUUUCUGAAGGGACUGAAUGGGAAUUUAAGUCACCUGCCAUCCAACUCCACCAACAAAGCACUUUCUCUCUUGUCCAGAAUAGCGAAUGUCUUCCUUUUCCCAUUGGAUAUGAAAACUCUGCUCCAAGAGACCCCACUCUCUACAUGGUACUCCCAAAUCAACCCUCAAGCCCAAAAGAACUGGCUCCACAUCAGCUCGGAUGCUUCCAGGCUGGCCGUCGUCUGGAAAUUCGGCGGGAUCUACAUGGACACCGACGUCAUCUCCAUCCGCCCCAUCCCCUCGGAGAACUUCCUAGCGGGCCAGUCAUCUCGGGACUCCAGCAACGGUGUCUUCGGCUUCGUCCGGCACCACCCCUUCCUCUGGCAGUGCAUGGAGAACUUCGUCGAGAACUACAACGGGGACGUCUGGGGCCACCAGGGCCCCGCGCUGAUGACGAGGGUGCUGGAGCUGUGGUGCAAUCUCACCGAUUUCCAAGAGGUGACGGACCUCCGCUGCCAGAACCUCUCCUUCCUCCAUCCCCACAGGUUCUACCCCAUCUUCUACCCCCAGUGGAAGCUCUUCUAUGAGGUCUGGGCCCAGCAGCCGACCUUCAACGACUCCUACGCUCUGCACCUGUGGAAUUACAUGAACCAGGAGAAGAUGGUGAUGGUUCCGGGGAGUAACACCUUGGUGGAAAACCUCUAUAGAAACCACUGCCCCGGGACGUACGAGAACGUUAUCCGAAGCACAGAAGAGAGGGGUGAGCUGGUGGAGCCGGGUGGGGUGAAGAAUGGCUCAUGA
This is a messenger RNA of Ornithorhynchus anatinus (platypus), 1038 nucleotides long. RefSeq names its product alpha-1,4-N-acetylglucosaminyltransferase (gene A4GNT). Gene Ontology annotation, molecular function: acetylglucosaminyltransferase activity. The coding region runs from base 1 to 1038 and encodes 345 amino acids. The record is from RefSeq and is a predicted model, not a curated record. Gene Ontology annotation, biological process: protein O-linked glycosylation. Lineage: Eukaryota; Metazoa; Chordata; Mammalia; Monotremata; Ornithorhynchidae. The transcript is spliced from 2 exons.